This is a messenger RNA of Theobroma cacao (cacao), 1060 nucleotides long. RefSeq names its product ribosomal RNA small subunit methyltransferase G. Gene Ontology annotation, molecular function: SNARE binding. NCBI's taxonomy places the organism in Eukaryota, Viridiplantae, Streptophyta, Magnoliopsida, Malvales, Malvaceae. Gene Ontology annotation, biological process: SNARE complex assembly. Gene Ontology annotation, cellular component: endosome; lytic vacuole. The record is from RefSeq and is a predicted model, not a curated record.
ACAAAAAAGGAAUUCCCCUGUAGAUUAUCUCCAGAAUUCCCGCAAGAAAGCGCCAGGAAGAGGAAGAAAAAACAAUGGGAGAUUUAUACGCUUUGGACUUCGAUGGAGUUCUCUGCGAUAGUUGUGGAGAGAGCUCCCUGUCUGCCGUCAAGGCUGCCAAAGUGAGGUGGCCGGGUUUAUUUGACGGUGUGGAUUCGGUCAUGGAAGAUUGGAUUGUUGAUCAGAUGCACACAGUGCGACCUGUGGUUGAAACUGGGUAUGAGAAUCUACUACUUGUGAGGUUGUUGGUGGAGAUGAGAGUACCUUUUAUUCGGAAAUCUUCGGUUGCAGAGGGACUAACCGUAGAAGGAAUAUUAGAAAACUGGUCAAAACUAAAGCCAGUAAUCAUGGAAGAAUGGAAUGAAAACAGGGAUGCUUUAAUUGAUCUUUUUGGAAAGGUUAGGGAUGAAUGGAUGGACAAUGACUUGGCAACUUGGAUUGGUGCAAAUAGGUUUUACCCUGGUGUUCCUGAUGCCCUUAAAUUUGCAAGCUCAACUGUAUAUAUAGUCACCACAAAACAGAGCCGGUUUGCAGAUGCUUUAUUACGAGAGCUUGCAGGAGUAACUAUCCCCCCUGAAAGGAUAUAUGGCUUGGGAACUGGGCCCAAAGUGAAAAUUCUGAAGCAACUGCAACUGAGACCAGAACACCAGGGGAUGAAACUACACUUUGUGGAAGAUCGACUUGCGACCCUGAAGAAUGUCAUCAAAGAGCCAGAAUUAGAUGGAUGGAACUUGUAUCUAGGGGACUGGGGAUAUAACACUCAAAAAGAGAGAGAAGAAGCAGCUAGCAUUCCCAGAAUUCAGCUACUCCAGCUCUCUGACUUCAGUAAGAAGCUCAAAUAGUCAAUGGCAUCACCCUUCUGUUUUUUCUCCAAUAUUAGAUAAACAAUUGAUUUAUCAGUGCCGAUUGACACUACAAGUAUAAAACAUGAUUUAAUUAAAAUAAAUUUUCUAUCUCCUCUUUGUGGAGCUCUGGAACUUAUUUAAGAGAAUACUCAUGAAUAAAGUGAUAUUUUUGUCUA